This is a messenger RNA of Hydractinia symbiolongicarpus, 849 nucleotides long. RefSeq names its product protein FAM32A-like. The transcript has 4 exons. Gene Ontology annotation, cellular component: nucleolus. NCBI's taxonomy places the organism in Eukaryota, Metazoa, Cnidaria, Hydrozoa, Anthoathecata, Hydractiniidae. The record is from RefSeq and is a predicted model, not a curated record. The coding region runs from base 118 to 471 and encodes 117 amino acids.
GUCAAUUUAAUAACAAAAUAAUACUUUCCCAUCUGUACUGUAACAAAAUGUGAAUUAUUAACCUAUAAACUCUUUUCUUUAAUAAAUUUUUCAGUGUAAAAAGAUUCAUACUUAGUGAUGGCAGAUGAUGAUCCAUAUGAUGGUGUUACAGGUGGUGGGCUAAAAUUAAAAAUUGGAAAAAUCAAAAAGAACAAGAAGAAGAAAAAGAAUAAAGCCAAAGAUAUUGUUGAGCAGUCUAGCCAUCCAGAGGUCCGUUCUGAUUCACCUGUGCCUCAAGAUGCUGUGACUAGUAAGAAACCCAGAAAAACAGCAGCAGAAUUAGCUUUUGAAAAGUCACAAGAAAAGAGAGCUGCUGAGCGAAUAUUAAAAAAAGCGUCAAAAACUCAUAAACAAAGAGUUGAGGAACUAAAUGAAUACUUGGGUGAGCUGUCAGAACAUUAUGAUAUACAGAAAGUGAGCUGGACUAAAUGAUUUUGUCACCAGAAAGGAUUUUUUAGAAUUGUAAUAAAAAGAUUUUACUGUCUGAUGAUAUUUAAAAGACGUUUUAUUUCAACUUCUUUAUUUAAAAAGUAAUUUGCAAACAGCCAACUUUCUAUACAAGUUCCAGCUAUUUUAUUUCAUCCUGAUAUUUAACCUUUCCAGAAGGUUAAAUUUUACAAGGGUAUUUCAUUCUUUGUUAGUAGAGGUAGUAUAGAUUUUUUUCUACGAUAUUGUUUCGUGUUUAUUGUUUCUACGAUAUUGUUUCGUGAAUCUGCUGCCUUGCAUUGUUUGGAAAUUUAUGACAAUGAUGCUGUGAAUAUUCUUUUUUAUUUUUUAAUUUAUUACGGAAAUAUAUAACAGUAGUUAUUC